This is a messenger RNA of Malurus melanocephalus (red-backed fairy wren), 509 nucleotides long. RefSeq names its product KH domain-containing, RNA-binding, signal transduction-associated protein 3-like. The transcript has 4 exons. NCBI's taxonomy places the organism in Eukaryota, Metazoa, Chordata, Aves, Passeriformes, Maluridae. Gene Ontology annotation, cellular component: nucleus. Gene Ontology annotation, molecular function: mRNA binding. The record is from RefSeq and is a predicted model, not a curated record. The annotation marks the transcript as partial. Gene Ontology annotation, biological process: regulation of alternative mRNA splicing, via spliceosome.
GUGGGCUGGGAGAUUGCAGUGUAUGUCACGCUGUGCAUUUGGGCAUAACAGCAUAUGACUCAACAGGGAAAAAACAUUUUGUAGCUUUACCAGUUCACAAAAACUCGGUGGGCUUUGAUGUUGAAGAAAUUGAAAAAUUCCAAAAAGGGGAAGGAAAGGAAGAAGAAAAGUAUAUUGAUGUAGUCAUCAAUAAGAAUAUGAAGUUGGGACAAAAAGUUCUGAUCCCAGUAAAACAAUUCCCUAAGUUCAACUUCGUGGGAAAACUUCUGGGUCCACGUGGUAAUUCUCUAAAGCGUUUACAGGAAGAAACACUGACAAAAAUGUCCAUUUUGGGAAAAGGUUCUAUGAGGGACAAGACAAAGGAGGAAGAGUUGAGAAAAAGUGGAGAGGCGAAGUAUUUCCACCUAAAUGAUGACCUGCAUGUUUUAAUUGAAGUAUUUGCUCCGCCUGCAGAAGCAUAUGCCAGAAUGGGACAUGCAUUGGAAGAAAUCAAGAAGUUCCUCAUCCCU